This is a messenger RNA of Nannochloropsis gaditana CCMP526, 460 nucleotides long. RefSeq names its product dna topoisomerase. The annotation marks the transcript as partial. The transcript has a single exon. Gene Ontology annotation, biological process: microtubule-based movement. Gene Ontology annotation, molecular function: microtubule binding; microtubule motor activity; ATP binding. The record is from RefSeq and is a predicted model, not a curated record.
GGCAACGUGCGCGUGUACGCCCGCGUGCGACCAUUUUUGCCCUCAGAUCAAGUCGACGCUUCCGCUCAGCACUGCAUCAACGUGAGCGCGCAUGACGACAGCCUCGCCAUCUUGAAAAAGGACGGGAGCAGCGAUGGAAAUGUCUUGGAAAGCCAUGGAUUCACUUUUGACCGUUGCUUUCCCCCCUCAGCGGGGCAGGAAGUGAUUUUUGCUGAGGUGUCAGAAUUCGUGCAGUCCGCGCUCGACGGCUACAACGUCUGCCUCUUCUCCUACGGCCAGACAGGCUCCGGCAAGACGCACACGAUGCAGGGCUUCGGGUCGGGGCCCAUGAAAGGGAUCAUUCCCCGUGCGAUGGAACAGGUGGGGCGGUACAAGAAAAUGCUGGAGGCUCAAGGCUGGGUAUAUGAGAUGGAGGUCUCUUUCAUUGAGAUCUACCAGGAGCAGAUCCGAGACCUGCUGC